CAUCGUGUAUACACGUCUGGUAAGCAGUGGGACCAGGACAGCUGAGGGGGGUUUGAAUUUCCAACUGGGACAGCCACCGCUAAUUUACACACACAAUUACCGGUUUUCAGGGUUGACGGAUGAGUAGAUUGUAGAAGGACAGGGAGGGUUGGGGUUAACUGUCAGACACAGCGAUGCAGCAGGUGUUGAACAACCUGGGGGAGCUGCCUACCUCCACGGGGGCCAAAGACAUCGACCUCAUCUUCCUCAGAGGCAUCAUGGAGAGUCCCAUUGUACGGUCACUCAUCAAGGCCCACGAGCGAUUGGAGGACGUGAGGCUGGAGGCGGUGCAGGACAACAACGUGGAGCUGGUCACAGACAUCCUGGGCGACAUCACCGCCCUCAGCGUCCGCGACGACAGAGCAGCGGAACUCUCCCGAAUCCUCCAGGAGCCCCACUUCCAGUCCCUCCUGGAGGCCCACGACAUGGUAGCCUCUAAGUGCUAUGAGGCUGUGCCCCCAGCAGAGCUGUCCAAUGAGGCGCUGGUGAACAGUGCUCUAAUGCAGGCCGACGCUGUACGCAUGAUCGGCAUCCGGAAGAAGGCUGGAGAACCACUGGGAGUGACGUUCAGAGUGGAGAAGGAGGAGCUGGUCAUCGCUCGGAUCCUCCACGGAGGAAUGAUUGACAGGCAGGGUCUGCUACACGUGGGUGACAUCAUAAAGGAAGUGAAUGGGCGGGACGUAGGGAACAACCCCACUGAGUUGCAGGAGAUGCUGAAGGACUGCAGCGGAGGAAUCACUCUGAAGAUACUGCCGAGUUAUAGAGAUGCACCUGCCCCACCACAGGUGUACGUGCAACCACACUUUGACUACGAUCCAGCCAAUGACCAUCUGAUCCCAUGUCGAGAGGCGGGAAUUGGCUUCAAGAGGGGGGACCUCCUUCAGAUUGUCAACAGAGAGGACCCCAACUGGUGGCAGGCAUGUCAUGUGGUUGGUGGAGCCACUGGACUGAUCCCCAGUCAGUUUCUGGAGGAGAAGAGGAAAGCCUUCGUCCCACGAGACAUUGACGGCUCAGGGAUCCUGUGUGGUACAAUAACUGGAAAGAAAAAGAAGAAAAUGAUGUACCUAACAGCCAGGAACGCAGAGUUUGAUAGGCACGAGCUGCAGAUCUAUGAGGAGGUGGCCAAGAUGCCCCCGUUCCAGAGGAAGACCUUGGUUCUGAUUGGAGCGCAGGGGGUGGGCCGCCGUAGCCUCAAGAACCGACUGGUGGUCCUCAACCCAACACACUUUGGAACCACCAUCCCCUUCACCUCCCGGCGUCCCCGUGACGAUGAGCUGGACGGUAACUCAUACCAGUUCGUAACACGGACGGAGAUGGAGGCGGACGUGAAAGCGGGCCGUUACCUGGAGCACGGCGAGUACGACGGGAACCUCUACGGAACCAAGAUGGACUCCAUCCACGAGGUGGUGGACACGAGACGGACCUGCAUCCUGGACGUCAACCCACAGGCUCUGAAGGUACUAAAGACAGCAGAGUUCAUGCCGUAUGUGGUGUUCAUCGCAGCACCAGAGUUUGAGACGCUCAAGGCCAUGCACAAAGCUACGGUGGACGCUGGAAUCACCACCAAACAACUCACGGAUGUGGAUCUGAGGAAGACUGUUGAUGAGAGUGCUCGUAUCCAGAGGGCAUACAACCACUACUUCGACCUCAUCAUCACCAACGACAACCUGGACCGCGCCUUCGAGACGCUACAGGCUGCCGUCGACAAACUCUGCUCCGAACCACAGUGGGUCCCCGUUAACUGGGUCUACUGAACCCCAACCGGACACUGUCUGACUGGGUCAAGUUGACCGUGUGUGUUCAACCACCGAGGCAGGGGAAAGGACAUGAGAAAGGGGGUUGGUAAUCUGUGGUACUUUGAUGGGGGGGAAACCAACUAAACCAAGCGCCUCCUCCUCUCUCCUUACUUCCUGCACACAAUGCAACUGUUUUCUUCAGGAAACUCGAAGUGAAAGACUUCUUAUAUAUUUUGGUAUUUUGUAACUUUUUAUGAACAAUCUUUCUAUUCAUACCAACCUGGAAUUCAAAAACAUGAAAAAAUAAACAUCAAGGCCAAACAUUUGAGCCAUAUUUUUUAAUUGAUUUGUUAUUACGUUUUUUUUUGUAGUUGUAUCCCUGAGAACGAAUGAUGUUUUCUCUUAUCUGGGGACUGCUCUAGAAAGACUAUUUAUUAUUGCUAUAUCAACACAGGUCAAGAAUGAAGAUGAGACACUAUGCAAUAUUCCAGAACUCUGAGCAGUGUUGCCAAGGAAACCUUUUUACGGCGCAUGUCAUUGCUAUGACAACUAGUGUGUCUCAGACCGAAUCCUGUGAUUGUCGUAGACCCCCCCCCCCCCAAAUACCCUACAGUGUACUGUUAGGCUACCCCCUGACGUUUGUAUUUACCUCUUCAGAAUUUUGACCUCAGCAAAAAUGAACUUGUCUGAGUAUCUCUCUCACACACAUCCUACAAAGAGAAUGAAAGGGAAAGAGCUUUAUACUUUACAUUGUACUAUUGAAUAUCAGCAUUUAAGUGUUUCUUCGUUUUUCUUUUACUACCGUAGGAUUCACUGUCUUUUGUGGCUAUGAUCAUUUUUAGCUUAGUGACUCGUCUCCCGUGAUCCUUUGCUUUGCGUUUUCUAUAUUGAACAGACUACAUCCUGCUUUUACCAUUCACCAUCUACCCUGAUCUGUAUGUAAGGUGCUUUACAUUUUUUUAAUUAGUUGAUGUGGCACGAAACAAUACUAUCCCACUGUCCUCCUCCGGUGUCAAAGCACCAAAGCCCUCCUCCGGUGUCAAAGCACCAAAGCCCUCCUCCGGUGUCAAAGCACCAAAGACCUCCUCCAGUGUCUCCCACAGUCCACCUCCGGUGUCAAAGCACCAAAGCCCUCCUCCAGUGUCUCCCACAGUUCUCCUCCGGUGUCAAAUCACCAAAGCCCUCCUCCGGUGUCAAAGCACCAAAGGCCUCCUCCGGUGUCUCCCACAGUCCACCUCCGG
Messenger RNA from Oncorhynchus masou masou (cherry salmon), 3016 nucleotides. Its product is annotated as protein PALS2-like. The transcript has 13 exons. Bases 174 to 1793 code for a protein of 539 amino acids. Gene Ontology annotation, cellular component: plasma membrane; cell-cell junction. NCBI's taxonomy places the organism in Eukaryota, Metazoa, Chordata, Actinopteri, Salmoniformes, Salmonidae. Gene Ontology annotation, molecular function: protein binding. The record is from RefSeq and is a predicted model, not a curated record.